AUGUGGAGAAGAUAUGGCAGGCGGUUUUAUGAUCCGGAACAGUGGUCCAUGGGUGGCCGGAACCUUGCGGAACAAGCCGAAGACGAUAAUUUUGUUGUGAAAAGUGUCGGCUCGGACCCUCUUGGACGUAAAGAGUUUGUCGUCAGAGAUCGAUAUCGAGUCUACAAAAACUAUCUUUUUUUCAUUCUCUGGAUACUGACAAUGCUUUCAAGCUGGGUUAGGUGA
Messenger RNA from Colletotrichum higginsianum IMI 349063, 225 nucleotides. RefSeq lists its product as uncharacterized. Bases 1 to 225 code for a protein of 74 amino acids. The record is from RefSeq and is a predicted model, not a curated record. Lineage: Eukaryota; Fungi; Ascomycota; Sordariomycetes; Glomerellales; Glomerellaceae. The transcript has 2 exons.